GUUCUACACACAACUAACACAAGUCCAGAAAAUCUGCAUCACGCCCUCACAGCGCGCGAAAUGGGAAUAUCAUCGCCAACCCCUCUGCGAGUCAGCAUCAGUGCCAGAUUCGUAACAACAAUAUCUCGCUCGAUCUCCAAGGACCCGGAACCAUGGCUGUCCACCACCAUCACGGGGAAGCAUGGCAGUAAUCGUACUACUAGACUCUCCAUUAUCGCUCGCCUUGGCUCUUAUCCUCUUCCUAUUCCUAUUUCGCUUCACCCUCGUCGCCCUCUAUCUCAUCCUCCUCUUCGCACUCUGUUCCAACCUCGUUCACCUCGUUUUCGACCUCCUCUGCUCGUCACCAUCGCCUCCAUGACUUCUUCCGCUUCCUCCGAUCCCAAGACAGUAGUUAGGGUUGUGAUAAAGGGCAGGGUUCAGGGAGUGUUCUACAGGGACUGGACGGUGGGAAACGCGACGGAGUUGGGGCUUAAGGGCUGGGUGAGGAAUCGCAGAGACGGCGCCGUCGAGGCUCUCUUCUCCGGGGACCCGGCUAAGGUUGACGAGAUGUCGCAGAGGUGCCGCCGUGGCCCUCCAUCUGCUGUCGUCACUGGGCUUGAGGUUUUCCCCUGCGAUGACGAUCCUGGCUCCGGGUUUGAGCGCAAACCAACGGUUUGAUUUUCGGGGUUUGUACUUUUUUUUUCUCUCCCUUUUUGUACGUUUGGCCUACGAAUGAAUAAUAAUGAGUGCCGAAAGUUGAGACCCGCAAUGUAAUUUUGAUCGAUUAUGAAGCUGUGGAACUCAAUGCAGUCAUUUGGCACUUGGUUAGGUUCUUGAGAAUCUAUAUCUGCCUAGUUUGUGCUGUUUUUAUUUGCUUUCAGAGUAGCUUCCUUCCAAGUUCAAAGGAGCGGUGAUAAUCAUUUGAUCUGCAGUGAGGCAGCGUUAGCACUUGUUGUUGCCUUUACGUUGAUAGCAUAAUACUGUUUACCUCAAGUUUGCUUGUUUGGUAUGUAUAAGUUUCUGAACAGAAACUAUACAAGGUGUAUAUUGCAGCCAUAUGCGAGCGAAAGGGCUCCAAAUACAACCUGGCUAGAGUAGCCACGCCAUUACUGAUAAUUCAGGAAGAGAGGAUUCUACUUUGCUGAAAAGUCUCAACAUUUCACUCAAGCGACAGGACAUGAUCCAGCAAAGUGCACGAGGAAGAACUUUCUCGAAUGGAGCGCAUAGGUAUUUAAGUGUAAUCAAUUAUCAGUUGGACAUAAACUCCGUGACACAAAAUGGGACAGUACAUUUUGUAAGGAGAUGAUUGCAGGAGUGGGCACAAGAUCCUUCCAAGAAAGCUGGGACGGAUUCCUCUUCUUCGAAGCACAAAGAGCAUCGACUUGGAAAGGAAUGCUCCACCCUAUCCUUAGGUGUUCAUCAGGGUUGUGCAUAAAUGUCGUCCUUUAUGAGUUAUCAGUGAGAGGCAUCCUUUCAUAGUUCUCAUCUCACACACAAGUUUUUUGUUUGGGGAUAAUGCCUAGAAUGAGAAUUGGCUCACUGAUUUUGAGGCAGGUUAUGAAGGUCCUUUAUCAGAGGUUUAGGCAAAGGUCCAAUCACUCUGUUCUUUCCUCCACUGGUGCACGGGAGGAGAAAGUUGAUCUCAGUCGAUUACCUGAGGCGCUUCCGGAAGAUGUGAGAGAGGGACAUUUUGUUGUGUAUACUGUAAAUGAUGGUGAACCUAAGAGGUUCAUUAUCAGGCUUGAUUACUUGGACCACCCAGGCUUUGUGAAGUUACUUGAGCUGGCUGCAGAAGAAUUUGGGCUUCGACAAGCUGGAGUGCUUGCUGUUCCUUGCAGGUCUGUUGAGCUCCAAAAGAUUCUUGGGAACUGGAGAAAGUAAGAUGGUAGUGAUGCUGGGUACUCUUUCUUAA
Messenger RNA from Linum tenue, 1891 nucleotides. The record is from the annotation of a GenBank genome assembly. Lineage: Eukaryota; Viridiplantae; Streptophyta; Magnoliopsida; Malpighiales; Linaceae.